AUGGCAGCAAAGUGUACAAAUGAACGUUUUCUUGAUGCUGAUCAAGAACAUCUAGCUACAUUAAAAACAUCAUUCUCCAUUGAAAUUCCUGAACAACAGCAAUUGGUUUCAUUAGAAGAAGCUACCAAAGCUUUAAAAAAGUCGGUUAAAAAUCUUGAUACAAUGGUGCAAAGGGCAAAGUACAACUCUGUCGAUCAAUCAUUGAAUCUUACCGUAGAUGAGGCAGCUGCUAUUAGACUGUAUACGAGCGGAUCACAGGAACCAGAUAAAAGUAUCUCCACUCAACUGAAUCGAGCACUUCGCUCUCAGGUCGGAAACAAAGUCAACCCUUGGCUCUCCUACAUCAAGCUCUUUCUUUCUGCCUUAAAUAAAGUACCACAAAUUGAAGGCACGAUCUUUCGUUUUGUUAAAGGCAACAUCAGUGAUCAAUACAAAGGUAAAUGCAUUUGGUGGGGUUUUAGUUCUUGUACACGGUCCCAAGAAGCACUCAAAAACUUUCACAAUAACUUACAUGGUUAUACAGUACUCAUGAUUGAAUGCCGCAAUGGCAAAAGUAUCCGUGAUUAUUCUGACAAUCAGAAUGAGGAGGAAGUUCUUCUUAUGCCUGGUACCUGUUUACGUGUUACAGAUAUGAGCAUAACAGAAAAAGAAAACUAUGUGGUUUACUUAGAAGAAAUUGGUAAAAACCUUCUUUUAACUUCUCGUAUUGCUGAUUCGUCAUCGACGGUUGACGCACCUCCAACAAGCCAUGUGUCUAAUGCAAAUGCAAAUCGAUCAACUGCUCAAAUCAUGCAGGCCAAAUUGCUUAGUAAGCCCAUUUUUAUUUUAAGUUGCAUGUUUCUGGGUGCCCAUUUCGUCACCCGAAGUAUAACUGAAUGUUGA
Rotaria sp. Silwood2 is the source of this 882-nucleotide messenger RNA. The record is from the annotation of a GenBank genome assembly. NCBI's taxonomy places the organism in Eukaryota, Metazoa, Rotifera, Eurotatoria, Philodinida, Philodinidae.